AUGAAAAAAGCGUUACAUGGAGAUGGCACGAAAGAUUCGCCAUAUAUUAGAAAAGCUAAAGAAGCUUUAAGUUUCCUCGAUUCGUAUUUCAACGUUAGGGAUGCUUUCUUAGAUUAUGCAUUUUUGUACUUGAAGCCACUACAAAAUGAAGAGCAGAAAGCUAAGUUUAUAAAUGUGAAACCAUUAGAGAUGAAACCCGUUACCUUACAAGAACACUUUCGAAGAAUUUUUUCAGUCGGAUUCCCUGAUCGUUAUCCUCAUUCACUUAGGCUUUUCAGCAUCUCUCAUCCUCACCGCAAAAGCCAGCAAGUGUCGUUUGGAGGACUAGAAAGUGACCACGUCGACGUUUACAAUCUUAACCUGAGCUAUGGUCAGAAUGACACAGGAAUGAUUGGAGGAAAAGACCCAUUCGUCGAACACUCGAUUGCUACUUGCCCUGGAUCCUCGGGCGCUCCAAUCUUCCUUUACACCUACAACCAUGAAACGGGUGAACUGAUUGUCGACGAGGGUGUUUACUUUCUCCAUUUUUAUGGGGAAGUAAAGGGCAAACUUCACGGGAAGGCUGUGUCAUUUUCUACUAUUAGAAAAAAUAUGCCAUUGCAAGAACUUCACAACGGACUAGCGUCUGCCCUUGCUGAG
Molecule: messenger RNA, 639 nt
Organism: Porites lobata
Lineage: Eukaryota; Metazoa; Cnidaria; Anthozoa; Scleractinia; Poritidae
Source: the annotation of a GenBank genome assembly